This is a messenger RNA of Triticum dicoccoides, 756 nucleotides long. RefSeq names its product hsp70-Hsp90 organizing protein 1-like. Lineage: Eukaryota; Viridiplantae; Streptophyta; Magnoliopsida; Poales; Poaceae. Bases 1 to 756 code for a protein of 251 amino acids. The record is from RefSeq and is a predicted model, not a curated record. The transcript has 3 exons. Gene Ontology annotation, molecular function: protein binding.
AUGGUGACCUCGGUCGGGGGUGCUGACGAGGGGAAGGCUGGUGACUUUCCUACGAGAGGGGGCGACGACAGCGGCCUGCGAGGGGAUCGAGGGCGGUCGGCCAAAGGCGCCUGGCCAGAGCGCGCGGGCAGCGACAUAGUGGGCGACGAGAGGGUGAAGGAGCAGCGGAGGUGCGCACCGGUCGAGCGUGCCGUCGAGGACGUUGAUGACGGCAGCACAGGCGAGGCCUGGGAGGAGAUCAUGGUUGAUGCUUUACCGCCUGAAGUUGUUGACCUGGAACAAGAGGGUAAGGUGGAUGUGAGAGCGGAAGCGCAUGCCGUGGUGCAGGAUGUCGUGGUGUCCGAAGCACCUGAGGUGCCGGAACCAGAGGUGAAGAGCGAGGAGGUGGUGGUCCGGGACACAACCAAGGUGCAUCCUGCGCAUCAACCAGAGACGAAGGCCGAUGAGGUGCUGGUCAGGGAUACGGACACAGCUGUUGUGGUGCAGGAACCGGAAGCAAAGGGUGAGGUGUCAUGGUCUCGUGAGGCAGCUGGUGCGCAGACUACAGAGUAUGAUGAUUGCAUUAGGGAUUGUGAUACGGCUGUUGAGAGGGGAAGGGAACUUCAUGCUGGCUGUGCUGACUUCAAGAUGGUCUCAAGGACACUGACAAGGAAAGCAACUGCUCUUGUCAAACUUGCCAAGUCUUCCAAAGACUACGAUGUUGCCAUUGAGACUUUCCAGAAGGCUCUAACUGAGCAUCAAACCCAGAUACCCUGA